AUGACAGAGCAGAAUCUAGAAAAGUUACAGACAGACUUAGUGGAGGCAGAACAGCGUCUAGCUGCGAUAAUUGACUCUUUUAUCGAACUGGGCGUGUCUGUCUACGAUUUCCCAGGAACAGAAGAUUCGAUGCAAGGCAUGGUCACCAACCUCAAGCGUAACGUUGACCGCAUGAAACAGCUCAACCAGCAGGCCAACGAUCCGGAAUCCCAGCUCCAGAACUUUUUGGUUCCUCUAGACGUGCUACAGUACAUAGAAGACGGGAGAAACCCGGAUGUCUACACAAGAGAGUUUGUCGAGGCCAUUCGUCGAUCCAACCAAUACCAGCGCGCAAAGAUCCAUGGCCUUAUAAAACUUCGUGAUUCUUUAGCAGAGAAGAUUGUUGACGAGUUGCCCGAUCUACAACCGCAUGUAGAGCGCAUAAUCGCUAGAACUUCGCCAGAGAAGAAUUAA
Molecule: messenger RNA, 453 nt
Organism: Kluyveromyces marxianus DMKU3-1042
Lineage: Eukaryota; Fungi; Ascomycota; Saccharomycetes; Saccharomycetales; Saccharomycetaceae
Gene: NUT2
Product: mediator complex subunit NUT2
Exons: 1
Coding region: 1-453 (150 amino acids)
Biological process (GO): positive regulation of transcription by RNA polymerase II
Cellular component (GO): chromatin; mediator complex
Molecular function (GO): transcription coregulator activity
Source: RefSeq, a predicted model, not a curated record